AGGGAGUUGGGCCCUGCAGGGCUGUGCCAGCAGGACGGGAGGCUCAGGAUGGGCACAGAAGGACUCCGAUGCCCUCAGGUGCUGUGGCUCCUCCUCUGGGUGCAGCCAUGCAGAGAUCCCAUGUUGAUGUUUGAAGGGGCAGCGGAGGUGAGGCUGGCGGAUGGCAGCGGGCGCUGUGAUGGGAGAGUGGAGGUGAAACACCAGGAGCAGUGGGGGACCGUGUGUGAUGACUCCUGGGAUGAGGAUGAUGCAGUGGUGGUUUGUAAGCAGCUGGGCUGUGGGUCAGCAAUCAGUGCUACACAGAAUGAAAGAUUUGUGCUAGGAUCUGGCCCCAUUUGGAUGGAUGAGGUCCAGUGUCGAGGCACCGAGUCUGCCCUGUCUGACUGCAAACACGAUGGAUGGGGUGAACAUGACUGUAGUCAUGGCGAGGACGCUGGAGCUACAUGUACAGGAUUUGUCCGUCUGGUCGGAGGGGACAGCCGCUGCUCAGGACGAGUGGAGAUCCAUGACGGGGAUGGGUGGAAAGCUGUCUGUGACUCACACUUUGGUCCCAAAGCUGCUGAUGUGGUCUGCAGAGAUCUUCAGUGUGGCACAGCCCUGCCCGUCCCCACAGCAAGUCCCUUUGGAGAAGGGACCGGUGCCACCUGGGACAGAGAGCUGCAGUGCGUGGGGAACGAAUCCAGCCUCUCCUCCUGCCCCACGGGGACCCCUCGGGUCCAGCCCUGCGCCCAGACAAGCAUUGCUGCUGUCACCUGCACACGGUUCAGGCUGGCGAACGGCAGCACGGCGUGCGUGGGCAGGGUGGAAGUGGAGGUGCAGGGAACAUGGGGCAGCCUUUGUGCCUCCCGCUGGGACCUGAUGGACGCCCACGUUCUCUGUCGGCACCUGGGCUGCGGGUUUGCGGUGUCCGUUCCCGAAGGAGGGCAUUUUGGGAGAGGAAGUGGCCCGGUGUGGAAUGACUGGUUCCACUGCGAGGGGACUGAGAGCAGCCUGGAUCAGUGCCCGGUGACCGUCCUGGGGGCCUCUCCGUGCUCCCACGAGAACGACGCUGCCGUCAUUUGCUCAGGCCCGCCUCACAACGCGUCCCUAAGGCUGGUGGGUGGACGGAGCCGGUGCGACGGGCGUGUGGAGAUCUUGCAGCGUGGGACGUGGGGCAGAGUCCUGGAUGAUCAGUGGGGCAUGGAGGACGCCGGCGUGGUGUGCCGGCAGCUGCGCUGCGAGGAGGCAGAGGCAGCCUACAUUGUGCCGAGGGCCGAGCGAGGGACGGGCCCCGUGGGGCUGCGCGGGGUGCGGUGUGCCGGCCACGAGGCCGGCCUGAGCCUCUGCGACGCCUCCCCGCGCCGGGCCGUGGGCAUCAUGGAGGACGUGGGGGUAGUGUGCCAGGGGAGCCGCCAGGUCCGGCUGGUGGAUGGGGCCGGGCGAUGCGCAGGGAGAGUGGAGAUCUACUACCGGGGGCAGUGGGGCACGGUCUGCGACGACGCCUGGGACACGGCCGACGCCAACGUGGUUUGCCGCCAGCUGAGCUGCGGAUGGGCCGUGGAGGCGGCCGGCUCGGCUCGCUUUGGGCAGGGCUCCGGGCACAUCUGGCUGGAUGGCGUGAACUGCUCUGGGGACGAAUCUGCUCUCUGGAACUGCUCUGCUGAGGCCUGGGGACAGCACGACUGCGGGCACAAAGAGGAUGCGGGAGUCGUCUGCUCAGAAUUCGUGGCCCUGAGGCUGGAGAACAGCGAUGGCUGCUCCGGGCGCCUGCAGGUUUUCUACAAUGGGACGUGGGGGAGCGUCGGCUCCAACUCGAUGACUCCCUACACGGCGCCACUGGUGUGCAAGGAGCUGGGCUGUGGGGACGGGGGGGUCCUGGAAAGCAACAACCGCUACCGCAGGGUGAAUGGCACCGCGUGGCUGGACCACGUGCAGUGCGGGGAGAGCAGCAGCUCCUUCUGGCAGUGUCCCUCCGGUCCCUGGCAGCUGCAGUCCUAUGACGACGUGCGAGACGAGGCCAGCAUCACCUGCAAUGGGAGAAAGCCGGAAAGGAGGCCGGGAGCCGCGUGCCCCAAUUCCACGAGCUGCACAGACAGGGAGAAGAUCCGCGCUGUGGGAGGCAAGGACGGGUGCUCAGGCAGAGUGGAGGUCUGGCACCGCGGCUCCUGGGGAACCGUGUGCGACGACUCGUGGGACGUGCAGGAUGCCGAGGUGGCGUGCAGGCAGCUGGGCUGCGGCCCUGCGCUGUCUGCCCUGGCCGAGGCUGCGUUUGGGGAGGGCACAGGACCCAUCUGGCUGGUGGAGUGCAGGGGCACGGAGCCAUCUCUGCAGGACUGCUGGGCCCGCACUGCGGGUGGUGGCGCCUGCCGGCAUAAGGAAGAUGCAGCGGUGAACUGCUCGGCUGCACCCAGGAUGACAGCAUCCCCCCCACAAAGAGACCCCAUGCUGGGCUACGCGACCGUCAGCAGGAGAGUCUCGGUGCCUGUCAUCAUCUGCAUCGUCCUGGGGCUCCUUGUUGGCCUCCUCCUGGCCCUCCUGGCAAGGCAGAUGCAAAGUGCCAGAGCUCGGCACAGAGACUCCAGGAGAUCUGGGGAGCCCUUCUCUGAAGCCGUGUACGAGGAGAUCGAGUACAGCCCAGUGAGGGAGAAGAAAAUGAGGUACAGUUUCUCAGACAUCCCUGUUCUGCCCGGCGAUUCCCCGGUGGAGGGCUAUGAUGAUGCCGGGGAGGUUUCUGAGCCUGGAGAGCCUCCUGUGCCAGGGCAGGGAGACUGGCCAGUGCCUCGGGCACAGGAGGAGGGAGGGGGACCCAGGGAUGCUGCCAGAGGAGAGAGUCUGCGCUCCUGGAGAAGUGCCGGGGCCCCCGAAGUGGAUGGAGACACCUCACCUCUGUCCCGUGGGAGCACGGGCUACGACGACGCUGACGAGAUGCCAUAACCCCAUUGGACACACGGGCUGCGACAGCAGAGCUCUGGGAUGUGAGCUGUGGGACAAGAGACUCUGUCCCUGCUGUGAAGUUGGCUGUAGACACAAAGGAGAGGUCGGUGCCGCCGGGAGAGCCGUGAGCGCCAGGAGCUCUUUUCACAGGGGCGUCAGAAACAGCCAUGCAGUUCCUCCAAGUUUUAUUGCUCUGCUUUUAUGCUGCACAUCGGUAUUGGUUCCUAUUAAACCCCUGUGAGAGCUCUGACCCAGAGCUUUGGCCUCCCUGCCCAUAUUUUGGGACAUCCCUCUGAGGCUGACUGGACCAGCAGAGCACAAGGGCACGGUGUCGGGCUGGGGCACUUCUUGGGGAUGGUGGGCUUGGGCUCAGGGCCACGGUGCCUGGGAAGUAUUCCUGCUGAAUCUACUCCAACCAGGGCAGCCAAUGUGACCCAAAGCCCCACGAUGCUCCCCAGUAGGAGGGACUGACUCCCGCUGCCUCGGAGCCUGUGGACUCCAAGCGCUUCAAGAAUGGGCAGAUCUUUCCUUCUAGACUGUUGGAAGCAGAGGACAGAGGGACAGAAAUCACGCCCACAAGACGUGGGCUGCAGCCCUUGGUCAUGGCGAAGCCCCUGGCCAGCAGAAGGGCCCCACGCCAGCUCUAAAAGACAGGAAGGUCUAAAAGACAGUACAGCUUUGUGUAAGCUAGAGUACUCCAUUGUAUGCUGAUGAACCAGAAUAAGCAAUCCACGGCAGGCUGGGUGACUAACUGCUUCAGGUAGGGCUCUCUCAAGAAGUCAAUCAUGAGAGUGGGUUCAUCCCCUUAAGCAGGAUGGAGUCACGUAGAACAACAGGAACUUCUUUGUGAAGACCAGUGGCUAACUUGGGCUUUGGAGUAAUGGCAAAACAGAAUCAUGGAAUGGGUUGGGUUGGAAGGGAGCUCAAGGAUCACUGGGAGCCAUUCCCCAUCUCGCAGAGUUUUGCCAAUCACUAGAUGGAGGCCGAGACCAGGCUGCCCAGGGCCCCAUCCAACCUGGCCUUGAACACCUCAGGGAUGGGGCAUCCACAGCUUCUCCAGGCAGCCUUUCCACAUCAUCCUCUAGCGAAAAGGAGAACUGAGCCACGCUCUGUCAGACACCAGCUCAGGCACCUCGCGCUCGUUCUUCCUUGCUGUCUAACGGCAAAAGGACAAAACACAACAGGCCGUGCACAAUGCAGCGGCUCGCUGUCAGUUUAGCAGUGCCUGUCCACUCAUCGAGCAUGGUGAUGCCCUCAGCCACCUCACCCCAGUUUCCUCUUCAGCAGGAUGCCACAGGGUAGGGAAUCGGAGAAUCAGAGAAUCACUAAGGCUGGAAAAGGCUUUGUCCCUUUGGCCAGUUGAAGCUUCUGUCCCCUCCCAGCUUCCUGUGCAUCCUCAGCACCACUCAAAAUUGCUUUGCUUGAGGGUGAAGGCUUCCAACUGACUUGGUUGAAGUUCCGUGCCUGUUUCUGUUCAAGAGACAUUUGCACAAUGCCUUCAAAAAUAGGCUUUACCUUAGGCUAUCCCUAAAGCGGUGAGACAGUUGCACCAGGUGACCUUUGAAGGCCACUUUCAGCAAUUCUAUUGCAUUGAUUCCUUUCUAUUUGGUUCCAUUCUCUUCUUCCUGGUGCAACUGGGGGACAGGAGCCUCUUCCAGGGCACAGAACCACGUCCCACAGCACUCAGGUGCCUUUCUGGGUACCCAAGCAAUUGCUUUGGCGCACAAGCCGCAUCAAGCCCUGGAAAGCAAUAGUGUGCCCAGGGCACCCAAGCAGUAACCAGGGGCACCCAGGCACUUCCAGGAGCACUGAAACGACUCACUGGGUGCUGUGGUUUAACUUGGCGUGGUUUAGGAGCUUGUGGUAGCAGUGGUAAUGAGAAGACGGUUGGACUAGAUGAUCUUACAGGUCGUUUCCAGCCUUGUGAUUCUAUGAUUCUAUGGUUCUGUGAUUGGCAGGCAGCAGAGCCCCACACGGCCUUUUGCUCACUCUCCUCUCUCCCAGUGGGAACAGGGGAGAACUGGAAAAAACAGUGUAGAACUCAUAGGUUAAGAUAAAAACUGUGUACUAGGAUAGAAAAAAAGAACGGAAGCAACAAUGUG
Molecule: messenger RNA, 5015 nt
Organism: Centrocercus urophasianus (Greater sage-grouse)
Lineage: Eukaryota; Metazoa; Chordata; Aves; Galliformes; Phasianidae
Product: scavenger receptor cysteine-rich type 1 protein M130-like
Exons: 14
Coding region: 49-2913 (954 amino acids)
Cellular component (GO): membrane
Source: RefSeq, a predicted model, not a curated record